CGUGAAACCGUGUAAGAGAGGAGUGGAGCCUGUUAGUGGACCUGUCUGUGUGCACAGGUGCUGUCGCAGGUUUUGGCUUCUGGACGCUUGCUGCAACACUGUCGCGCACUUCUCCAAGACAGGUCAGUGUGUAGCGGUCCAUGCAGUGAAAGUGGCCACCCAGCCGCCGGCAGAUUGUGCAUUGUAGUGUUACAGGCCCGUUAGAAAUUAGUUGUUUUGGCCUCAGAGAACUCAAGACUGAUGGCCGGCUUCAGUUUGGCGCUUUCCUUGCUGCUGUGCGCCUCUGUGGCGCAAGGCAAACCGACGCUGAGAAAAGAGAGAGUUAUCCAUGACCCAGAACUGAUCAGGAAAGCCCACGAAGACAAUAAGAGCUUCCAAUACGACCAUGAGGCCUUUCUGGGCAAAGACGAGGCCAAAACGUUCGAUCAGCUCACCCCCGAUGAGAGCAAGGACAGGCUCGGUAAAAUCGUGGAGCGAAUAGACAGCGACGCAGAUGGCUACAUCACCACGGCUGAACUCAAGGCGUGGAUAAAACGCGUGCAGAAGCGUUACGUGUAUGAGAACGUCGCAAAAGUGUGGACGGACUACGACCUGAACAAGGACAACAAAAUUUCGUGGGACGAGUACAAGCAAGCCACGUACGGCUACUACCUCGCAAACCCGGAGGAGUUCGAGGAUGCCACCGACCAGUUCAGCUUCAAGAAGAUGCUUCCUCGUGAUGAGAGGAGGUUUAAAACUGCUGACCUGAACGGGGACCUGGCGGCAGACAGAGAAGAGUUCACGUCCUUCCUGCACCCCGAGGAGUUUGAGCACAUGAAGGAUAUUGUGGUUCUGGAAACUCUGGAGGACAUUGACAAGAACGGCGAUGGACAUGUGGAUGAGGACGAGUAUAUUGCUGACAUGUUUGCCCAUGAGGAUGGUGGUCCAGAGCCAGACUGGGUCAGGACUGAGAGGGAACAAUUCUCUGACUUCCGGGACUUGAACAAAGACGGAAAGAUGGACCAGGAUGAAAUCCGCCACUGGAUUAUGCCACAAGACUACGACCACGCCCAAGCUGAGGCCAGACAUCUGGUGUACGAGUCCGACCAGGACAAGGAUCAAAUGCUGACUAAAGAGGAGAUUCUUGAGAAUUGGAACAUGUUCGUAGGAAGUCAAGCCACCAACUAUGGAGAGGACCUCACCAAGAACCACGACGAGCUUUGAGUUCUUACUGCAGCUCCGCGUGUUGAGGAUUGUCUAACACUUUUGUCGAGAAAAGACAGAUUCACAGACUCUUGCACUUCCUCCUACAAACUUUCCAUCCUUUCCUUGUGACAGUGGUACCGUGUGUUGGAUUUAAAACCAACACUGCAGAUACCAAAUGAGAGGACAGAUUGAUACCUGUUACUGACACUAAGGGUCUGGUUAGGUCUUUAUAUCGAUGGUUCUGUUUCUGACAUUCAGGAGCAAAGCCAGACCUGGUUGACUUAACUUUCCAUCAAUGGUGCCUUCCAGCCGCAUCGCCGGCUUCGCUGCCUCAGAGAUUUGUGUUGAGCCUUUAGUAAACCCCGUCAAAGCCGAAUGCCGAGAAUUUGUCAGACACAGGAAUCAUCUUUUGAUGACGAUGUUAAUGUGAAGCCACAGCUAGGAACAUUUAUUCAGAUUUUAUUUAUUUAUCGAAUAUCUUCUGGACUUUAGGUUUGAGAUGGACACAGUGUUCAUGUAGAGAUCUUUUUAAAACUGAAAACACAUGCGUUGUUUCUUUGUUUACAGUCUUCCUGGCGUUAAGACAUUUUUCUAUCCGUGAACUGGUUUAAGAACUGUUGAUGAACUGAUGUUUAAUGGCAUGUUUUUUGCACGUGUUUCGUUUUAGUGUAGCUAGUGAACAACUGUUUUCCUCCUUAUUUAGUUUGUAUUUAUUGGUAUACUUUAGGCCAACAUUGUGUUCCAUGUUCUUUUUUUUUCUUUUUUUUUUACCUUUGAUGAUGUUACAUUUGAGCUUUACCAGUUUACAGCUGUCAGUUGAAUUCAAGUACUCUGUUAGCUUGAACACAAUAAAGGAGGGAGUACAAGUUUCCUCAUUUCCCACUUGACUCCUGUUACACUAGUCCAUUUUUUUUUAACUGCACUUGGCAUUGUAUAGAUCAAUCUGCUGUCUUUGAACAUCAGAAUUUUGUCUUUUUAUCGUGUGCUCUAUUAAAAUGAGAACAACGCAGCUUAUGAGAAUAACACAUCGUUGCCGAAACCCCCCUUAUUCUGUGGUGGAUACGUCCUUGUCCCAAACGUCUGCAUACCACUCAAACAUAAACAUAUGUGACAAACAUUUCAAGCUUUGUCGAAAUUAAAAAAAGGAAGAAAAUAAA
Molecule: messenger RNA, 2342 nt
Organism: Mugil cephalus (flathead mullet)
Lineage: Eukaryota; Metazoa; Chordata; Actinopteri; Mugiliformes; Mugilidae
Gene: rcn1
Product: reticulocalbin 1, EF-hand calcium binding domain
Exons: 6
Coding region: 241-1203 (320 amino acids)
Cellular component (GO): endoplasmic reticulum
Molecular function (GO): calcium ion binding
Source: RefSeq, a predicted model, not a curated record